Molecule: messenger RNA, 1894 nt
Organism: Mycena citricolor
Lineage: Eukaryota; Fungi; Basidiomycota; Agaricomycetes; Agaricales; Mycenaceae
Source: the annotation of a GenBank genome assembly
UCCAGAUGCUCAAUCAUGCAUGUCAACUCUCACCACACACACUCGUCGAGAAACCCUUGACUUGAGUAUCUUCACAAAACUCGGUUCAACCCACGAAGAACCGUCACCUGACUCUCCAAACUCUCUUUUCGAUGAAGACAUCCCUUCAGCUGUCGGACCGCCCGUGAGCACGACCGCAGCUCCCUUCAUCCCCGGGCUCGUCCUGAGUCCGACACACCUCAUUCCAGAAGCGCUGGCGAAUGAGGUCGUUCAUUUCUGUUUGGAGAGUUACUUCCAACGUGAAGGUGUGAACCAGAUCAUGCUCUUUGGCACAUCGGCAUCGGCAACUGGGUUCCCUCCGUUGCUUACAACUCUGCUUGCGACAAUGGCAUCUCUUCUCGCCCCGACACUUUCAGAGGAGACUCACCAGCUCUUGUUUCCGCACUCGCCAUCACUGACUCGUCAGGCGAUACUCAACUUGUAUCACCCUGGUGAAGGUAUCACACCACAUGUCGAUCUGCUGAGGAGAUUCGGAGAUGGAAUCGUUGGGGCUAGCUUUGGGAGUGGAUCCGUCAUGCGAUUUGCGGCUGCUGCUGAGGGCACUGGCUACACCGACACUGUGGAGGAUGAUUCGGUGCAGCCUGUCCAUCUGUACCUCCCCGAGAGAAGUAUGCUUGUCCUCACAGGAGAGGCGAGAUAUCGCUGGACACAUGGAAUCGAACGACGGACGGCUGAUCUCGUUGAUGGAGUUCGCAGAGAACGGGGAACCAGAUUGAGCAUCACAUUUCGGUGGAUGUUGCCCAAUGCAGACGUUGUAGGAGACGCGUAGAUACGUCCUAACUCCGUACCCAUGCUCCAGGAGGUUGCAAAGAUAACCAUUCGUUCGGUCUCAGUCCGGCGUAAGCCUCGUUGCGCGGCUUACUUAUAUGCCCAAGCGUGACAUCACGCCAGAUUCACACACGUUUCUCUCUCUCCUCUUGCAUCCAUGUCGAUAAUCUACCGGCAAUACACUGGUGAAGCAGACCUCCCGCAUAUUAUGGAACUCGUCCAGUCUGAGCUCAGCGAGCCCUACGUUAUCUACACUUUCCGAUAUUUCCUACACCAAUGGCCACAUCUCUCGUUCCUUGCAAGUCUGCUCUGUGAAUACCAAGUCGCGCGCUUAUGCCUCUGCUAGGCUUAUCCAGGUGACGCGCCGACGUCGCGCCCCAUUGGCGUGAUCGUCUGCAAGCAGAGUCUACAUCGAGACCGAGCAAAUCGGGGAUAUAUUGCGAUGCUUAGUGUGAGCAAGAAUUGGCGAAAGCGCGGCAUAGAUAUGGAAUUACCACCUUUUGGUGCGAUUUCUUUUCUUUUUCUUUCCUCUAGCUAGCACCCUCGUUAAGAAUUCGCUCGAUGCCAUGAAGGAGGAUGGGGUUGAGGAGGUGUGUGUUACCUCAGCUGUUGAGGGAUCCCCGGACUGACUGUCGCGAGCUAGAUAGUCCUCGAGACCGAGUACGACAACAGUGCGGCGCUGUCGUUGUAUGAAAGCCUGGGGUUCAUCCGAGAGAAGCGUCUUUACCGUUUCUAUCUCAACGGGAAAGACGCAUUUCGCUUGAUCCUGACAGUGCCAAGCUCGGACUCGGACCAAAGCUCCGAUUCAAGUGGGUCCUCACCGGAGACUACGUCUUCUAUGGCGAGCAUCCGUCGUGGGCUCUACCGUGCUAUCAGGGUGUCAGACCCAGAUGAGAGCGAUGACGAAGACUCGCGGUCCAGCCGUUGACGAGAGAUCAUCCUUGGCCAGAACACCUUCCUUUGAUACUGUGAUUGUAUUCUCCGGUAUACUGUAUCGUAUUAGUUUGUACUGCCUUGUGUUUUUUUUGGUACCAUGUUAUAAGUAUCAUCCCCACUCAAUUUCAGCUGUUGCAGCUUUCGUGGCCGA